GCGAGCGAUUUCUUUUGUUUUGGUUUUUUUUUUUUCCUUCUUUCAAUCGAGAUUGUUUCGACUUUUCGCGUACUUGGGCCGUCAAUCCGAGCUUCGCUUGUUGGCUUCGUUGAGUUCCUGGGGUCAACUUUGAGUCCCUGGUUUGGCUCUGAUAACGUGACGUGUUCUGUGAAGGAGUUGAGACCAUAAGCACACAUAAUAGUUUUGCAAAAAGAGAAAAGAUACGGAUAUACGAACUCCGAGGCUCUUCCUGGGCAAGCAGGUGGAACAAGUUGAAUUCGGCGAGAUGGAGAUCACUAACGUUAUGGAGUAUGAGGAGAUCGCAAGGCAGAAAUUGCCAAAGAUGGUGUUUGACUACUAUGUGUCGGGCGCAGAAGACCAGUGGACUCUUCGGGAAAACCGAAAUGCAUUUUCCAGGAUCUUGUUCCGACCUCGCAUUCUCAUUGACGUGAGCAAGAUAGACAUGGCAACAACUGUGCUGGGUUUCAACAUUUCGAUGCCGAUCAUGAUUGCACCAACAGCCAUGCAGAAAAUGGCUCAUCCUGAAGGAGAGUAUGCAACAGCAAGAGCAGCCUCAGCAGCUGGAACAAUUAUGACUUUGUCCUCUUGGGCUACUUCAAGUGUUGAAGAGGUUGCCUCAACAGGGCCGGGCAUCCGAUUUUUCCAGCUCUAUGUGUACAAGGACAGGAACAUUGUUACACAGCUUGUGAGAAGAGCUGAAAGGGCUGGCUUUAAAGCGAUUGCACUGACUGUUGAUACUCCAAGGCUGGGUCGCAGGGAAGCCGAUAUCAAGAAUAGGUUCACGCUGCCACCUUUCCUGACAUUGAAGAACUUUGAGGGAUUGGAUCUUGGCAAGAUGGAUAAGACCAACGACUCCGGAUUGGCAUCUUAUGUUGCCGGACAAAUUGACCGGUCCCUUAGCUGGAAGGAUGUCAAGUGGCUGCAAACAAUCACCAAAUUGCCAAUUCUAGUCAAGGGUGUGCUAACAGCGGAAGAUGCUAGGAUAGCUAUAGAAUGCGGAGCUGCUGGGAUCAUAGUUUCUAAUCACGGAGCCCGACAACUCGAUUACGUCCCUGCAACAAUCAUGGCUCUGGAGGAGGUUGUGAGAGCGGCUCAAGGCAGGGUUCCUGUAUUCCUGGAUGGUGGAGUCCGUCGUGGAACGGAUGUUUUCAAAGCACUGGCACUUGGAGCAUCUGGCAUAUUUAUUGGAAGGCCGGUACUUUUCUCGCUCGCGGCCGAAGGCGAAGCAGGCGUGAGGAAAGUGCUUCAAAUGCUUCGCGAUGAGUUUGAGCUGACUAUGGCGCUAAGCGGGUGUCGCUCGUUGAAGGAGAUCACCCGAGACCACAUCGUCACAAAUUGGGACGCUCCACGCAACAUCACUCCGAGAUUGUGAGAUGACGAUGCUACGGGUCUUGUAGCUGGAUCGGCCGGGCACAAAGUCCAGCAUCUUAAGUUGCUGCUCUGAGGCACUUGCAGUUGUUGGAAAUGAAUGCAUUUGUUGUUUCGUUGGCAACUCAGUGCUUUGAUCUGCACUGUCAAUUGAGGACUCACCAUUUUUCCCAUUAUUGGAUACUAAUCCAAAACCAUGAACAAGGUUUU
Rhodamnia argentea is the source of this 1599-nucleotide messenger RNA. Its product is annotated as glycolate oxidase 1-like. Gene Ontology annotation, molecular function: oxidoreductase activity; FMN binding. The coding region runs from base 287 to 1393 and encodes 368 amino acids. NCBI's taxonomy places the organism in Eukaryota, Viridiplantae, Streptophyta, Magnoliopsida, Myrtales, Myrtaceae. Gene Ontology annotation, cellular component: peroxisome. The record is from RefSeq and is a predicted model, not a curated record. The transcript has 12 exons.